This is a messenger RNA of Coregonus sp. 'balchen', 7411 nucleotides long. The record is from the annotation of a GenBank genome assembly. Lineage: Eukaryota; Metazoa; Chordata; Actinopteri; Salmoniformes; Salmonidae.
AUGACAGAAAAUGUAAGCUCAAGGAUGGACACCCCAACCAACAUUUCCUUGGUGGGCCCAGGGGACCCCAUAUCCCAGUCACUGGAGUACAAGACUGUGGCAGUUUUCCUGGUUCUGCUAGUUUGUGGACUUGGCAUUGUGGGUAAUAUCAUGGUGGUUCUGGUUGUCCUCACCACGCGACACAUGCGUACGCCCACUAACUGCUACCUGGUCAGCCUGGCCAUAGCGGACCUCACCGUGCUGGUGGCCGCUGGUCUGCCCAAUGUGUCAGACAGCCUGACGGGCACCUGGGUGUUUGGGCACGCUGGCUGCCUUGGCAUCACCUACCUCCAGUACCUUGGCAUCAAUGUGUCCUCCUGCUCUAUCACAGCCUUUACUGUGGAGAGGUGAGUGAUGCCUCAACUACCUUAACCCCUUUAUACCUCCUCAACCAAAGCCAUAUACAAGAACAAUUCAGAAUAAUUUACUGUAUAAAUGUCUUUGGAGAACAACAAGCCAAAGUGUCUGUUGUUUGUGCUUCUCCAUUUCCAGGUACAUUGCUAUCUGCCACCCAAUGAGGGCUCAGACAGUGUGCACGGUGUCCCGGGCCAAGCGGAUCAUAGCAGGGGUGUGGUUGUUCACCUGUGUCUACUGCAUGCUGUGGUUCUUCCUGGUGGACAUCCAGGUAAUGAAGAGCGGCAGCAUCCAGUGUGGCUACAAGGUGUCCCGUGACCUCUACCUCCCCAUCUACCUCAUUGACUUUGCCAUCUUCUACGUGAUCCCUCUGCUCCUGGCCAUCGUCCUGUACGGCCUCAUCGCCCGCAUCCUGUACCUCAACCCACUCCCCAACCGGCCCGACGUGGGCACGGUCUCCGCUGGUGCUACCACGCUCCGCAGGAGCUGCAAGGAACCAGCGAAUGGAGGGAAAGGGGGUCGUCAGGGCCGCCCGAAGAGCACGCUCUCCUCCAGGAAACAGGUGCGUGCGUCACAGAACAAGGAGCCCCCUUUAUGUCCCCCUGUAAUUGACAUCCAAUGGCUUUGGUCACAGUUGACCCCAGCCUACUCUUUACCCUGCUCUCUGAUCUCCACGGAUUAGCCCAUGAUACCAUCAAAGCAUCAUGUUCUUCCUAUCAGUUGGGAUAAGUGGCCUGCUGUUUGCAGAGUCCACUGCACUGCCCACCUUGGUUAUGACUGACCUAAGGGUGAAAUAGCUGUAAUGGUUUCUGGAGCUGUUGGGGUAAAAGGUUUUUCUCAGGGGAUCUGAGUCUGUGGUGUUGCACAAUGCCAAGUGCCUUAGCCUUAGCUUUAUAUGUGUUCGCUCUAAAUUGUACAGCAUUGUACAUUGUGUACUCAGGUGUUAUGCCUGAAAACCCAGAUUCCCCUUAUCCAUUUAAUAUGAGAGUAAGCAAGGCAGUAUUUGUAUGUAGGCUAUGUAAGUAUGUUUUGAUUUCACCCCCCUCUUUAGCGGAUUCAUGUAAUUAUUUAUUUUCACAUUGCCUACAUAACAGAAGCAUUCAACAUAUGAAUGCCUAUCUAUUCACAAUGUUACGAAAUGGUAAGUAAACAGUGGCUUAGACCUUCAGGCUCUAGAAAUUCAACCAUACUGUAGAAUGGGGAAUAUAACUCAUUUUCUGAAUAUCCAAGUUAUUCAGAGUUUUCAUUUUUGGAUCCAGACAUUCACUUACAGUGAAUGUGGACAGAUGGAGCAAAUCUGGUUGUGUACCCAGGUCAUUAAGGGUGCUGCUGCUGAUAAGAGGAAACACAUUAAGGCCCAUCAGCAUCUCAUCAGCAGCCAUAUUAUGUUAUUGAUUAAUCUGACUAUCUCUGUUGAUGGAUGCUCAACACAACAACACAUUUGAAACUCUUGUUUACGAUGUAUUGUAGAGAUGGGAGGUCAACCAUACAAGAAAUGACUCCCAUUUAUCAGUCAACAUUGGCAAAAUCCUUUGUAUGAGACACAUUUGGCUGAGGAAUAUCACACAGCCAGUUAGCGCUUGAUCGGUAUGGCAGCAUUAUAGGCUACAUGUAUUGCAAUGGGGAAAUAAAACACAGGAUUGUAAAAUCAGACACAAAGACACACACACAAAAGUCUCGCCUCUGAAAUAAUGACUUCCCCAGGCUCUCCAGUGCAGUGCACCUGCUGCGGGAUACAGUAUCCACAGUAUCCACAGUAUCCACAGUAUCCACAGUAUCCACACUAUCCACAGUAUCCACAGUAUCCUUAUUAUCCACAGUAUCCACAGUAUCCUUAUUAUCCACAGUAUCCACAUUAUCCUUAUUAUCAUCCACAGUAUCCACAGUAUCCACAUUAUCCUUAUUAUCCACAGUAUCCUUAUUAUCCACAUUAUCCUUAUUAUCAUCCACAGUAUCCACAGUAUCCUUAUUAUCCACAGUAUCCACAGUAUCCUUAUUAUCCACAGUAUCCACCGUAUCCUUAUUAUCCACAGUAUCAACAGUAUCCACAGUAUCCUUAAUAUCCACAGUAUCCACAGUAUCCACCAUAUCCUUAUUAUCCACAGUAUCCUUAUUAUCCACAGUAUCCACAGUAUCCUUAUUAUCCACAGUAUCCACAGUAUCCUUAUUAUCCCAAGGUCCCCAGCUAUAAUUAUGUUUCAAGGCUGAAAUGAAAACUUAAACUAAAACCAAAAGACUGGGUACAGCAACAGCUGUCAGUUCUGUGGCAGAAAAGUGAAGAAAAUAACAUAUGUCAUGUCAGGAUGCUCUAAAUGACCUUGCGUGUGUGUGUGUGUGUGUGUGUGUGUGUGUGCGUGUGUGCAUCGGUUUUUGAUAGUGGGUAGUUCCUAAUCUCAAGUGCUCAAGGAGCGCCAUUUGAGCAAAAUAUUUGCAUAAUAUGAUUUGGAAUUUUCAUUGAAGUAUGCUUAAUGCUGCAGAUGAUUAUAGUCUCAGUUCUUCAACAGUUACUCUUUGCUCUUUUAUUUAUUGGACCUUUAUUUGAUUUGCUGAUAAAAAUCUGAUGAAGUUCUGAUGAAACUCCUGUAGCCUACAGAUGUAGGAUCUUAAUUUGAGCCAGUUUGCACAGCAGGAAAAUGAUCCUGCAGCAACAGGAAAUGUGAAUUAUUAUGUGGAUUAUAAUUCAUGGACAUUUUUGUAGGGGUUAAUACAUUUUUCGUAAGAGAAAAUCAAGUCUGAAAUUUCAAAGUGGGAAUUACAAACCUCAGAAGCCUUUUAACACCUCAAAUACACUACACGUUUUACAUGUCCUGCAUUGCAGGAAAGUUCUCCUGCAACAGGGUGAUCAAAUUAAGAUCCUACGUCUGUAUACUAAAGAAUGACUUUAAAAAACUGUAGUUUUGGUUCAUUAGAUUUACUUCUGUUCUGUAUUCGACCUAAUUGAAACCUGCCAUGAUCUGCAGCAGUCUGCUUUGUUUGUGAUCUACAGCAGUCUGCUUUAAUACUCCCUGGGCUGGUAAUGCGUUAUGAAAAUAAUAAGAUGCAUAUUCAAAAUGUCACAGUGAUCCUUAGUGUCAUUAUCUCGCUGUUGUAUAAUUAAAGCCUCCAACUCCCUGGCUCUCUCCGCUUCAAUUAAACGCUUCAAUUUUUUUAUUUCACUCAAGGUUGCUGUCACCGACUGUCGUUUAUCAAGGGAUCCUUAUCUCAAAUAGCAUUUAGCUUAAAGAGGCCGUGUAUGAUACGAGUAUCAACUGCCUCUCUUUUGUGUUGCCAUGAUCAAACGUAGGAAGACUAGAAAAAGGUUUUGAAUUGGUGAGAGUGAAGUGUUUAAAAUUCGUACUGACAAAAAGGUGAGCAGAGCAGGGGAUAAAAGACAGCCUGUGCCAUUGUUUGGGAGUGAUAAGGCUAAUCAGUGGAGUCUUACAGUGGUUCUUCAUCUGUCUCACCGGGGUUCUAGAAUGUCUGUGUGUUGUCGCCAUGGUCACAAAGCCAGGGGCUGAGUGACUCUCUCUCUCUCUCUCUCUCUCUCUCUCUCUCUCUCUCUCUCUCUCUCUCUCUCUCUCUCUCUGUCUCUCUCUCUCUCUCUCUCUCUCUCUCUCUCUCUCUCUCUCUCUCUCUCUCUCUCUCUCUCUCUCUCUCUCUCUCUCGAUAUACCCACCUCUGAGAUGGGGGUCUGUUCUCUCAAAGACACUGGCGGCCCCUGUGGCCUCGUUGACCCAAUCCACUGUGGCCAUGGUGUGUCUGUUUGCUUAAUACAAGGCUCUCACACAGAUAAAUACUGAAUUGUGGUGUGCUAAAGUUAAUCUCUAAUGUAAUGUUGAGUGCGAUAAGGGAAUCAGAUUACAGUUUUUCUCGAUUGCUAAGACACAUUUCUUGAAAGCUGCUCUCCUUUUCUCUUAACUGUGAACACAAAACCCAAUUUUCAAGCGACUACAUUCAAAAACCUCAGACUCUUCUUGCAAAACCAAACUUUCACCUCAAAACAGUUCAAUCUGUGCUCAAAAUUGAACUAUGUUGUCAAAUCGUGCCCGAGUCAAUCAAAAUUAAAAACCUACUGAACAGUCACUAAACACUACGUAGAAAAAUAGAAAACACAAUGCUCAGGACAUGAAGCUGGAUAAAUAAAUGUUUAUUGUUCACUGUAGGCUAAAUGCAUGUUGCAAAACAAAAAAAAACUGUGCAUUUAGCACUUGUACAAAAAGACAAAACAGAAAUCUUGUGCAUUUACAUGUAGCACUUGUAAAAACAAACAGAAAUCUUAUGCGUUUGCCACUUGUGUACAGUAAGCCCAUGUAAAAAUAAAGUACAAAAAUAUACAAAUAAGUGCAUUACUCAGCCACAGCAUCAUGUCUCCGUACUGGGUCAGGCCACAGGACUUCAUCCACAUCACAGGCCACAUUUUGUCUGGCCAGGCAACUGGGGAAAAAAACCCUGGCAUGCCGUAUCCAGGCUUGGCAUGCCUCCACACCUAUGUCACCACAGGCAAGUCCCAUGGCUUGCAGGAGAUUUACCCUGGUGUAAGGUUGGCGUUCAUAUACCUUCCACCGCCAUGAGGAGAAGAAUUCCUCAAUGGGGUUUAGGAAAGGGGAGUACGGUGGAAGGCAAAGAUUGAUAAAACCUUGGUUCAUAUUGUACCACUCUCUAACCUGGAGGGCUCUGUGAAAACUCACAUUGUCCCAAACAACAACAUAGAUGGGAUGCUCAUCCUGCUGCCCUAACAAAGCAUCUCGCAUGUGAUUGAGGAAAAUGAGGAGCUGGUGAGUGUUGUAGGGCCCCAGGUUGGCAUGAUGGUGGACAACCCCAUGAUUGCUGAUGGCAGCACAUAAUGUUACAUUGCCACCACGCUGCCCAGGAACACCAACAAUGGCCCGAUGGCCAAUCACAUUACGGCCUCUCCUUCUCCUUUUGGUGAGAUUAAACCCAGCUUCAUCCAUGUAGAUGUAUUGAUGGGGUCUUUCCAUUGCAUCCAGUUGAAAAACCCUCUGUAGAAAUAGAUAUAGUUUUGUAAGUGAUACGGAAAAAGUGAUUUAGGCCACUACAGUAAAUCACUACUUAGAGUAAUCAACAUUGAAUGGGUCUGGAUAUAUGCCAACCUGUACAUACUGGAAUCUUUGCUCUUUGACUCUGUCUGAGUUGCGAUCAAAGGGCACUCUGUAUAGAUCUGUUUCAUGCGGCAGUCUGUUGCGCUUGAGGACACGAUCAACGUUAGAGAGGGCUGACACUGUGAUACCUCAAAAUGGAAAUGGUCCUAAUGAUCUGCUGUUGAAUUUCGCUCAGUUUAAUGGCAUUGGUUCCUCACGGACCAUAUCAACAAUUAGGGUCUCUGGUGUGGGGAGAACCAUACCUGUCCUCCACCCCCAUGUGGCAGUCUUUCAAUUCUACAAAAAGAGAACAUGGAGUUACAAAAAAAUAUACAUGGAAUACUAGGUCCUACGAACACAGUUAGACACAAACCCUCCAUUACAAUACUACUACAGUACAUUAGUACAGUGAUGGUACUGAAACAUAAUAGUACUUACCGUAAUACUGUGGUACAGUAUAGGUAUUAGGUCAUAACAGUAAUUGCUGUCAACAUCUACAUACUGUACUAUAAUGUCAAAAAAAGGUAAUUACCUGUUCUCUUCUCUAAAUCUCGGAUUAUGGUGGACACAGUGAAUCUACUGAUGUUUGGUUGUACCCUUUGUCCAGCCUCCCUCAUGCUCAUACCAUGGACAAGAACAUGGUCAAUCACAGUAGCUCUGAUUUCAUCAGUAUUACUGUUCUUUGUCUUCGCUGACCACCUCGACCACCUCGACCUCCUCUCACACGAACUCUUCCUCUCAGAUUUCUAUCCAUUGUAGGGCCUCACAAACCAGUGCUCUCUGAACUGGCUUACUGUAUAUGUUCCCUCACAUCAUUAGCCACAAUUGUGAUCAAUUUUGAGUUGUUGUGUUCAAGUGUGACACCUGUGCUCUAAUUGUGUUUGACUUUUGUCACCUGUGCUCACCAUUAUGCAGCACGGGUGCAUCACAAUGAAAAUGUGUUGGCAAGUUAUGUCUAAACAGGUGAAAAGUGCUUAUGGUUUUGCUAGUGUGCGUAAGGAAUCAGAUUAAUGAUACUGUAAUACGUCACACAGGAUUUAACUGUGCUUCAGAUACCACUGAAUAUGACAGUUUGACAUGUAUGUUUGCAUGUUCAUUCACUUUUUAUUGGAUUAGCCCAAGUUUAUUGUGAAAUGAGUGAACAUACAGUAUGCAUUACAUCUCCCCAGAUCUCAUCUCUCCUGUCUCUCUCACAGGUCACUAAGAUGCUCUCAGUGGUGGUGAUCCUGUUCGCUUUACUGUGGAUGCCCUACCGGACCUUGGUCCUUAUUAACUCCUUCAUUGCCACACCCUACCUGGACGCCUGGUUUGUACUGUUCUGUCGGAUCUGUAUGUAUGCCAACAGUGCCAUCAACCCUGUAGUGUACAACCUGAUGUCUCAGAAGUUCCGUUCAGCGUUCCGGGGGCUCUACAGGUGCCAGAGGCAGGAGGCUCACCACCGCACCCUAUCCAUGAUCCAGAGCGGCUACAGCAUGGCCAGGGACCCACGCACCCCACAGCAGACCAGCAACGGGACCAAACAGGGGGCCAGGAGAGUGACCUGCACUGACACAGUGACGGAGUGGCAGAGCAAAGACACCUCCCCAGCCAAAGAGAGGAAGGAUCACCUGAAGGAAGAGAGGAAAGACACAAGCUGUGGUGAGAUCAAAUCAACACCUCAGCAAACUGAGAUCAACUCCACAUCUGGGCAAACUGAGAUCAUGUCCACACCUAGGCAAAAUGAGAUCAAAUCCACAGCUGGGCCGAACGAGAUCAAAUCCACACCUGGGCAAAAUGAGAUCAAGUCCACACCUGGGCAAAAUGAGAUAAAGUCCACACCUGGGCAGAACGAGAUCAAGUCCACACCUGGGCAGAACGAGAUCAAGUCCACACCUGGGCAAAAUGAGAUCAAGUCCACACCUGGGCCGACUGAGGCAGGAAUGAAUCACACAGUGCUGUAG